This is a messenger RNA of Vitis riparia (riverbank grape), 975 nucleotides long. RefSeq names its product heme-binding protein 2-like. The record is from RefSeq and is a predicted model, not a curated record. NCBI's taxonomy places the organism in Eukaryota, Viridiplantae, Streptophyta, Magnoliopsida, Vitales, Vitaceae. The coding region runs from base 33 to 689 and encodes 218 amino acids. The transcript is spliced from 2 exons.
CAUAGUCAAAGAGGAACUGAACUGGAGACACUAUGAAAAUGGGGUUUGGUUUAGUUUUUCUGCUAGUUUUGAGUUUGGGUGUGUUUGAUGUAUGUGAAGGGAAAGGGAAGGGUUAUGAAGAAGCAGUGAAUUGUAAGAGGCUUGAGUGUGCUCCAUAUGAGGUGGUCCACUCCCAAAAGGACUAUGAAAUCAGAAGCUAUACAACUUCAAUGUGGAUUUCGACUCCACCCCUCAAUUCUUCCUCCUACAAGGAUGCAGUUGGUAGAGGCUUCAACAUCCUCUUUGCCUACAUUCAAGGCAACAACAAUCAAAGGGCGAAAAUCGACAUGACAGCACCAGUUUUGGUUGAUAUUUUCCCCUCCACAGGACCCUUCUGCAAUUCAUCCUUUAUCAUGUAUUUUUAUGUGCCCACUAAGUACCAAAACAACCCUCCUCUAUCAGCCCAGGCUCACCAAGUGAAGCUCCCUAAACACAAGUAUGCUGCUGUGAGGAGGUUUGGGGGAUUCAUGGAUGAUUCCAACAUUCCCACUCAAGCAUUGGCCUUGAGGAGAAGCCUCAAAGGCACACCCUGGGAGACCUCAAUUUCAACCAAAAACAGAGUACUAACCUACAGUGUGGCUGGUUAUAACUCACCAUUUGAAUAUGAGAAUCGUGUAAAUGAAGUUAUAUUCUGGUUUGAUAGACCCUGAAAGAUCAGGGAGGAAUAAAUUUAGGGUAAGAUGAGGAAUCUGAGGAAGCUGUUGUCAUUGAGAAAAAGGAAGGGAAGGAAAAGAAAGGAGAAGAUGAGCUAUCUUUGUCAAAGGAGAUCCUAUUCUAUGGGGUUUAGACUAUGAUUGAGUUUCUACUUUUUCCUUGGAAAUAAUUGCAGUUUUACAUUUGUUUAAUCACCCACUUGAACUUUAAAGAAAUGAGUGGCAGACAAGGGUUCAUAUGUCUUCUAAAUACUAUAUCAAGAGAUUGAUUGGUUUGAUCCUU